AUGGACGCAUCAGACGUUCAAGAGCCGGCCAAUCUUGCGUACUAUUUCAACUCGAAGCCCGACCGCCUACAUCAAUUCCCCGUCCUGGUCCUGCUACCGUUGGCUCUGGCGAGCCCGCUCCGCCACAUCAAGCGGCAAUGGGCAAGUUGCUGUGCCAACGAAACGAGCACACGCGUUGACUUUGCGUCUAUGCCCCCAGAUGAGCGCCAAUCCUAUACCGCCGCCAUCCAGUGUAUGAUGAACUUGCCGUCUCAGCUGUCCCCUGUUCAAUAUCCCGCGGCAAUAUCCCGGUACUUCGACUACGCCGUUAUCCACGUGUCCCGGUCGCAGUACGUCCAUAACUCUGGCUACUUCCUUACCUGGCACCGCUACUUCGUCUGGCUUUUCGAGCAAGACCUCCGCUCUGUCUGCGGCUACACUGGCCGCUAUCCGUACUGGAAUUUCGCCUCCACCUCCACACUCACCAACCUGACUGACUCGGUCGUCUUCGACGGUUCUGCUUCCUCCAUGUCCGGCGACAGCCUCUACGCGAACCCGGGAGAUAUCGUGCUGGGUCCCAACUUGACCCUGCCCCACGGCACCGGUGGGGGGUGUGUCACCUCAGGACCCUUCGCCAACCUCUCGGUGCCGCUCAAGUACAUCUCUUCUGCCUAUCUCCUCAAUGGCACCCUUCCGACCGAUGCGUACGCCUACAACCCCAACUGCCUCACCCGCGACCUCAACGCCGCGAUCGCCGCGCGCUACACCACCCCGGACCUCGUCACUGCCGCAACCCACGCCUCUGAUGCCGCCUCCUUCGAAAACCUGCUCAACGGCGUAAUCGGCGGUGCUAGCCUCGGCAUCCACUCCGGGGCACACUUCCAGGUUGGCGGUGCCGCCGGUCAGAUGUCCUCCAUCCAUGUCUCGGCGCAGGAUCCCAUCUGGUUCCCGAUGCAUACCUUUGUGGAUUUGGUGUACGACAGCUGGCAGCGCAACAACGCGGCCGUAGCCGACGAUCUGAGCGGAACCAUGACCGCGGGCAAUGUGCCACAAAGUGCAGAGGUGACGCUUGACAGUGUGCUGCCCGAUUGGGGAUACCUGGAGAGCAGGAACAUUACCGUGAGAGACUUGCUCAACAUCACGGCCGGCCCGUUCUGCUACCAGUAUGACUUGCAGCUCAGCUGA
Molecule: messenger RNA, 1164 nt
Organism: Cyphellophora europaea CBS 101466
Lineage: Eukaryota; Fungi; Ascomycota; Eurotiomycetes; Chaetothyriales; Cyphellophoraceae
Exons: 2
Coding region: 1-1164 (387 amino acids)
Molecular function (GO): oxidoreductase activity
Source: RefSeq, a predicted model, not a curated record